AUGGUCCAGGCGAAGCAGAAGAAAUCCAGACCGGUGAGGAAGAAGCAGGCCGCCGUGAGUUCCUCCUCCUGUUCCGAUCCUCAAAUGCAUCCUGUGGUUUCAUUCGUUGAGGUGUUCUCGCAUGUGGGUUCGAGCUUGAUUCAGUCAUACCGUUCGCAUUCUGUUUUAUCUUUUGGACCGGAGUACUGAUGAUGGAGUCCCGAUGAUCCGUUGUACUUUCUGUCCUAACCGAAAGGUGAUCAGUGUUGCUCCUCAAGGUUUAGGGGCGUCGAGCAGCAUGCUGUAGAUAGCAUGAGGAGGAAGUGGAAUUUUUAUUCUCUAGGUGGAUUUAUUUAUCUUCAGGAUACCAUCAUGAAUAAUCAUUAACUACGUAAUAUUUCAUGUUUUCUGGUGCACUUGUCCUCCUCAAUGUAUGCUUCUGGGUGAUUACAUUCAUUCAGUCCAAUAUAGGUGAUUGAUUUUUUCUAUAUCAUGGUCAAUUUUGAAUUUUUUUUUUCUCAUCCCCACUUUUGGUGCACCUAUCUGUUACUCUUCAUAAAUUUUUCUGUAUACUUAUAAAAGUCUCCUCAUUUGAUAGGUUAAGAGUCAUGGCAAGAAGGGUGACAUUUCACAAUUUUGUUCGCAGCUUGAUAGUUUGGGAUUGAAAGUAACAGAAGUUACAUCGGAUGGUAACUGUUUUUUUAGGUUGGUAGAAUUAUCAAAUUAAAUGCAGAAUAAUAUCAAGUUAUUAACUUUGUGUUGUCUGACAGCAGCCAUCGUUUUCAUGUGUUUGUUGUUUUCAGUUUUGAAUGAAUGACGAAAUAUCUUUUCAGGGCUUUAGCUGACCAGCUAGAAGGUGACGAAAAUGCUCAUCAAAAGUAUCGCCACAUGGUGGUAGAAUAUAUCCAGGUAUGAAUUCAUCAUUCACGGUAAAGCUAGUUAAAAAAUAGCAAUUGGAUAUUGUGAUCUAUUUGAUGCAACUACUGUGCUAUAAGUUUUUUCUCCUACAUGGAUAAUUGCUCGCAUACUCCAUAAAAUCCUUUAUAAUUUCAUUCUUUAGGUUUUGUCAUCCAGUUGUCAAAUUGUCCGAGUAUCCAUGACACGUUUUAACGUUCAGUGCACAAAUGUCAAACUAAGAGUUACAGUUUUUCCAGGCUUAUUAUUUUUCUUAGACAAAUUUUAGUAAUCUUGAUGGUGUUGCAAAUAUCAUUCCAAGCAUUUUGGAGCCCUCUUUCACCUGUACUUCUGUUGUCAUUUCUUUGUUUAAUGUAACUUUACUAUUUUGCAUCAAUCAUACAUCAAGAGCCUAGGUCAGAAUGCUGCACGCCAAAAGAAGAACACGACUUAUUGUCAACCAAACUAGGUGCACAGGUAUUUUCCUGGCUGUGUUACUCUGGUAGGGUCUUCGAAAAUGAACUCGUUUUUCUUAGAGUAAGCCAUUCAUUAGUCACUGUAGCGUGGUUACUGUUCGGUAUCAUUUUUUUACAUUCAGAUGUUUACAUAAGUUGUUUCAAUAGUAAUUAUUAUCUAUCAGUAGAUGUGCACAAAAUCAUUUGGCAGUGCCAUUGUCAUAUAAUGUAAUAGCAUAAAAAUCAUUGGGUUUUUCGACACCAUUAUUUCUCCACUGUAUUUUUGGCUCAUGGUAAUGUCUGAAUUGUAUUGACAGAUGCACAAGGAAGACUUUGAACCUUUUAUUGAAGAUGAAGUUCCCUUUGAUGAAUAUUGCAAGUCCAUGGGGGAGGAUGGUACGUGGGCAGGAAAUAUGGAAUUGCAAGCAGCUUCUCUUGUAACUAGAAGUAAUAUUUGCAUCCAUCGUGUAAGCUCUUCAUUUCUUAAUGUAUCCUCUGUGAAAUUGCGUAAUAUCAUUUUUCUGGGUCAGGUUUGAUGACUUUAUAUAUGGAGUUUGGUCUUAUUCAGGUGUGGUUGUGAUUUUGAUUAGUCGGCUAUACUGAAAUUUUAUUGUUAUUUUCGUUGCAAAGGUUGGGUGUGAUUGCAAUGCAGUACCGGAUUGGCCCAAGAAACGUUUACAAAAGUGAAACUGGAGAUGACAAAUAUAAAGAGCUUCAGUCUUUGGCAUCUUGUUUAUUUUCUACUUCUAGCUCUUCUUUUAAUUUUCCUAUUUCUCUUUUUGUUCUUCCUUCUCUUCUUCUUAUUCAUUAUGUUCGACAUUUCUUAUCUUCCUCAUUUUCUUUUCCUUUUUCUUGCCUUCUCUGUUCUGCUUCGGAUUCCUCCUUUUUUGUUUUAUUAAUUUCUUCUUUCCAUCUUCGAACAUAGCUCAACUUUUGUUCAAGAGCUGGACUAGUUGUAUUCAGCCAAAGCUAAGCCAACCCCGGACUUAUCUUUGGCAGGAACAUCAACUGUAGCCUUGCUAUGUUGCUGAUGGUGUUAUGGCUGUAAAGCAUUGCACGAGGCAGCUCAGAUGGCAGUCAAAGAAUUGGAAUUCUAGAGGAAAUUUACUAUGGGUCCUCUGGUAUUUCCCCCCUGUUAGACGCUCUAUCACAGAACAAUCUAAAAGACCUCAAUUACUGGCUAUGAUGAGCUGAAGACUUGAUACAUGGCUUAAGACUUGGUUCUCUAAGAAUGUCGAGAUAAUGGUCUGAUUUGUCGGAAAUGAGAGCUUGAAAUCCAAUCUGUCUACAUGGGGAUAAAAAACAGUGUGUAUUCCUAAUAUAAAGCAUUUUCGUGAUGUUAGACCUUUUUGUUGGCCUUGACAUGGAGUCAAAGUGUGGGUGAAACUCUUUUCUAAUUAGGGCUGACAGCACUAUUUGGAGACUUCGAGUUUCUAACGAGGCCAACUUCACCUUAGAGUAUGACAGUUGUAGUUUUAUGUGUUUUCUUCACAGCAUGGGAGAGUUCCGGUUCAUGCACAUGCAUUCUUUCUUUUUUUUAACUUGAUCCUGUCGUACUACCCAUUUUCGGAAAAAAAGGAUUAGAUCUGGCAGCUAUCUACUAUGAUAAGCCAGUUGACCUAAAGAAUCAAUUUAGGGUCUAACCUAGGAACCUUCGGCAUCUCAUUAAAGGUUAGGUUAAUUUCAGAGGUAGAAAUUGCAGGAUUCACGUAAGCUCGUGGUUAAGUCGGAAAUUACCAAUGAAAUUUCAUGGUAAGUCAGAGCAUCGUUAGUGGCCUAGUGGUAAUAAUGCCCUUUCUCAACAAAGUUUGUUUCAAGAAUCAAAUGUCCUGAUAUUGAUGUUAGCUUGAUCAACUGAUUAAAAUAUGCAUGUUUGACAGCUGGGAUCCUUUCGAUGUAAUGAUUGACCUCAAUCAUCUUAUAUUUGGAAACAAAAUUCUGUAAAAUUGGGGUGAUGAUCAUAAAAAGUAUCUCUUUCUGAGUUCAGAGAGCAUGCAGCAGGUUUUCUGAAUUCCACAAACGAACUUGCUGUGACGUUAUCAUCGACCAUUUGAACUGGAAGGCAGUUCUGUCUUAUUAUUCUUGAGAUACGGUCUAAUGCAUCCGUUCAGGGAAAACCAUUAUGAACAUUUUUUCUAACGGAGAAAACUUUGGUUCGCUACACUCUAGAAAAUGGACAGUUACUUUUUUUACUUGCUUAGGAACCUCUUUCACUCUGCUGCGUAUCCGUUCAGGGAAUCACUUUCUUUUACAUGCCUGAGAAACGUAUUUGACAUAAAAAAUCACGCACUUAUUUGACAACUAAAGUAAUGCUUGGGGUCUUUCUUUAUUUAAAAACAAACUGGAGGUGAUAUAAUUAUCAAAACCUUUGUUGACAUACUGUCGGUCACCUAUUCUUAUUGUUUAAUAUCGUGUAUUCAAGGAAAUUAGUUUUGAACUAAAAAACUUUGCCCUGGUGCGAUCCAGGAAGCUAAAGGGAAAAUAUAUUGUUUGAGCAGUAACCAUCGGAAUUGUAUUGAUUUCCUGCCUGUAGUGCAUAGAAUCUCGGUCUGGAAACUGAUGACACGCAUCUCGGGACCAACAGCUUACUUACUUCUGGCUGAUGAACAUUCAAUUACUGAAAAAGUAUGCUAACUGAUCAUUCUCAUAAUGUGGAAGCUACAAUCAUUUCUUUUUGUGAUGCAGAGUAUGUCGCCACGUUGGUAUGUAAGAAAUUUCCAUGCUCAGGGCUCAAGAAUGGUUCACAUGUGAGUCAGCUUGAUUUUCUGUAUAUUUCUCUUCGUGGUUUUAUUCAUCACGGUAAAUUUUAAAAGCAUGCAUGCGUCAAAAAUUUAAGUGCCUCUUAUACUAGAUUGCUUUUAUUAGCAAAAUAUUAAAGAGUUUUUUUUAUCAUAAAGGGGUGUCAUUUUGAACCCUAUGAUGAUUUUGAUUACGGUUAACGCUCUAUUUUUUGUUUCUAUUUUUCACCUUAUUUGUGAGACAAUCAUAUGGCUUUUGAGAGAGGUUUUAGUUGAACGUUUAGAGGCCUUAAGACAAUCAUCUAGAUGAUUUCAUGGUGGGUUUGUUCCUGUAUUUUUCUGCUUAUGAUCCAGCAUCUUGUCUUAUCCUCUGUUAGGACUAAUAUAGUAGUAGUAGUCAUUGUCAUUUUUAGUUCAAAUACUGUCUCUUUUCUUUUCUGAUAAAAGUUGCUGUUCCAGAUCGUAUCAUGAUGGUGAACACUAUAACAGCGUUCGACUGAAGGAUGAUCCUUGCACUGGACCUGCUAAUCCUGUUACUCUUAAGGUACAUGUUGGUGCUCUUCUCAGUCAUUUGAAUCGUUUAAUAUUUUUACCCCAUACAGUUUUACUUUGCUCCCGGGACUUAGAUGAAGAUUAUAUGACCUCGUGAUCAUUGAUCUGACAGGUCGAUGCAGAUGUUUCAUUGACAUCCCAUCAAGAAAAAAGUACGACUAACAAAUCCAGAGGGCUCUCUCGUGAAAAUACCACUAACAUGAAUUCAAUUAAAUUGGUUAUGAUUGGGUCAGGAUGCAGCGAGCUUAGUAAAGUUGAACAGGUAGAUAUUCAGUUAAAGAUUUCUGGGUGUAUUCCUUUUUCGUUCACUAAAAUUUAUCAGUUCGACCUGAGAUCAUUAACUUCGUGGGACAAGGACACGGUGGCUAUAGCAUUCUUAUGUUAAUGAUAAGUAUGAUCAAUUCUGUUUUCUGGCUUUGUAAUCAGGUUUUACAGGAUGUAGAUGGUGAUGUUGAUGCAGCUAUUGAGUAUUUGAUAGCAGAAAAAGAAAUGAUUGAAAAUGUUCAUAUUGAUGAUCAACUUUCUUCUGUGAAGGAGAAUGAUGCUGUUGGUAAGGUUUUAUUUACUGUUUUGACAGAUUAUUUGUACGUUGGUGAAGAAAAUAUACUGGGUAAAAAUGUAUUGUUGAUAAGUAUACGGAAGGUAGUUUUAGCAUACUAGAUGAAUGCUUUUAUUUAUUUGUGCUCUUUUGAUCAAUUAGUAUGAGUCAUUUCAUCUCAGAAAGGCAAUCUUAAAGACGAAGCUAUAAAAAAAAAUUAAAAUGUUUUUAAUGAAAAAUUAUUUACUAUGCAGUUUUUUAUUUUCUGGAUAAACCUGCUUUGAUUUGCCUUGCGUUAUCAGUGAGCACAUAUCUACCAGUAAAUGUAAAAUAUUAAUUAGGAGAUUUUUAAAAGUCAGCAGUAAUUCGAAAUCUUGAAAUAAAACUUUUAUGAAAGCUCUCACCACCCCCCAACGCCCUCCCCGCCACCACAAAAGGAAAAAAAAGGAAAGACGAAAUCCUGAAGUUUGUCCCUCACCAAUAUCGUGUAGACAAGACUUUAUCCCUAAAGUCCCCAAAACAAUAGUCAUCCCCUUCCACAAUGCGUAGAAAUCUCACCCAUUCUUUCAUACCAAGUUGCAAGACCCUCCCUUCAGAGGAUGCGCCUGCUCCUCUCUGGCUGUAAAAUCCUUUAGAUUGCAUGCAAAAUAAUUCACGAGACACUCUGAACCACAUUUCUCAUCCAAUGUUGAUCCUAUCUUAGAACUCAUCAUCUAACAUGGGUACUGCUACUGUAUACCUAAAACUUAAUUCAAUUUCUAAUGAAAAUUAUGACCUACACUACCCUACCUCAUUAUUGCCAAAUUUAGCUCAUCUUGUUUCAUUUAAUAACAUUCACAGAUAGUUUACAGCAAGAAACAGAUGAAUCUUUAUCUCAGAACUAUCAAACUCUUUGCCUUUCAAUGGUUGCCAGAAUACUCUAUCCAACAUGUGCUCUUCUUACCUGGAAAUAUAUUUGUUACCUUUUUGAAAGCUUAUUGACAAUGGGAAGGAACCAACCAUAGUUGAGUGGAUACUACCAAUGAGAGACAUUGGAUAAAAGAACAUACAUUGAAAAAGAGUAAAGAUUGGAAUGGAUCCCAAAUUUAAAGGUUGUAGUAUUCUGUUGGAUUUCUGAUCUCAUAUUGGCGAUCAUUAUUUUUCAUACGAUUGUGUAUUUCGAAUUCUUGAUUGGAUGCCUUGUUAGCAUUUCGAGCCCUGAAAACUUUACUAUUUUUUUUUUAUCAUAACCAUUGAAACGAUGAACUCUUUCUUCCCGACUUUCCAAAAGUGCUUUUCAUAAUACAUCCCGUAAUCUUGGAUAGGAGGUAAUGAUGGAAGUUCAGAGUGCUCUCAAGACAUGAAACAUGGAGACAAGAUAUCCACCACUGACAUUGAAUCGGUUCACGAUGCCAGGACUCAGCAUGAUGAUAAGGUUUUGUCUUGAUGGAAGUUGUUUAAUUUUCACGAUAGGGAGAUUUGAUGAACAACAUCAGUCUUUCCUCUCCUAUGACAGGUAAUUCCGAAAGAUAGGAUUUCCCUUUCUGAAUCAAGAAAUGAGAGAGGAAAUGCAUCUCGUGCUUCCGAAAGGAAAUGCCCAACAAGACCUGCGACAAGAUCUGUCAAGUAGGAUGCUUUUCUCCUUCUUGAUCAUUUAAUCAUCUUGUUAUCUCUCCUCAUAAUGAUGUGCAUUUAUAUUUUUUAUUGUGAUACAAAGUCAUGAAUUUUAUAUUAGGUUGAUUUUGUGCGCGAGUUUGCGACCAAUUAAGUACAGGCUUUAGAGGUGCAACAAGCUCAAAGCUUGAUAUCUGAAAGUUAUGGAGCAUGUUUUGAAGAAUUAUCCAAUAUUCUACUUUGAAUAUAGUCUUGAAUUAGUGUCCACCUUGGUGAAAUUGUCAACCAAAGUAUUGACAAUCACAGACCAAACAACUUAACUUGUAAAAGUUCUCACGGUUGCUCCAGUAGUGGUCAGGUCUAGGUUUGGGGUUGACUAAAAGACUACAUAGAAACCUCUUCAAUAACAUGUGAUCGCUUCUUGCCUUUUCUUGAUUCAUCAUGGAAGUCGAACGACUCAUCCCCCCAUCUGAUUCUGCAGCUCCUAUUAUAAUGGCUCCAAUCUUAAUUGCUGAUUUGGCAUUGAUUUUGUCUUUGCUUUUUCUUGGCUUGAAAGAUUUUCUGCCUCGAGAAGAUUUUUGGUUUCAUCCCACAAACUUCCCGGCCAAUCCCGUUGUUCACGUUCAUCUUGUUCUGAAGAUGCUGCUUUAAGGGCCUUUUUGGUGUACCUCACGAUUGAUGGCAUCUGAUCUUCAAACCAUCAGUUUUUCUUCUCGCCGCAUAGUUUGUGCCGAGGCGUGAAGAAUUGACUCUUGAAAACACAUGCAGGAGUAACAUCUCGAGCGUGAGUAGGAGCAAGAAGGAGAGGAGGUACAGCAAGAAGGGGGAAGGCAGGAGGCCUGCACAGGAGUCCGUGGGUCUGCCCGAUGUGGGCGCCCUUUGUAUCUGA
This is a messenger RNA of Spirodela intermedia, 7638 nucleotides long. NCBI's taxonomy places the organism in Eukaryota, Viridiplantae, Streptophyta, Magnoliopsida, Alismatales, Araceae. The record is from the annotation of a GenBank genome assembly.